Messenger RNA from Adelges cooleyi (spruce gall adelgid), 834 nucleotides. RefSeq names its product magnesium-dependent phosphatase 1-like. Lineage: Eukaryota; Metazoa; Arthropoda; Insecta; Hemiptera; Adelgidae. The record is from RefSeq and is a predicted model, not a curated record. Bases 325 to 804 code for a protein of 159 amino acids. Gene Ontology annotation, molecular function: acid phosphatase activity. The transcript has 5 exons.
UUCAAAAACAAAAAAUAUAAACUGCAAAUCAUAAAUUACUAGCAAAUACUAUAAAUGACCAUUUAACACAAGUGCUAAACAAUACCUAUGAUUGUUAAACAUUAAAAUAGUCAGUCAUCACUAACAAUAUUCAAGUAUUCAAACUUGACUAUUAGUAUAUUGUGGAGUAUGGACAUAUGUAAUAACAUUUAAAUACCAGUUACAAUUUUCUUAACAGUUACCCAUUUUAAAACCAUUGUCCGUUGGUUAUCAACUCGGUUUCUCAGUUAUAGUUUUGUCAAGCUACCCAUCCACUUAUGUUACAUAUAUUGUUCAUAUCAAAAAAUGAAACAAAUUGUACCUAAUCUAAUUGUUUUUGAUUUAGAUAAUACUCUAUGGCCGUUUCAUACAGAUCAAUGUCAAAGGCCUUUUCAGCUCCAUUCUCCAGGUAUAGUGAUGGAUUUUGAUGGCAACAAGUAUGAACUAUUUCCCGAAGUUAUUGAAUUAUUAAGAAAAUUAAAAAAUAAAAAUUACAUCUUAGCUGUUGCAUCGAGAAUUGAAGAUAUUCCCACAGCCUACCAAUUGCUAAUUUAUUUCAAUAUUUUACAUUUCUUCACGUACAUAGAAGUGUAUCCAUGCAAAAAAACGAUCCAUUUUCAAUGGUUACAUUUAAAAAGCCUUUUACCAUACGAUCAAAUGAUAUUUUAUGAUGACAAUAUACGCAACAUUCAAAGUGUGGCAAAAUUAGGAGUUCGUACUUAUCAUGUAAAGAACAACAAAGGAAUAUCAUUAAGACAUUUACAAAAUAUGGGUAUUAAAUUAUAAUAUAAGUGUAUAAUAAUUAUUUUUUAAAUU